Durusdinium trenchii is the source of this 1404-nucleotide messenger RNA. Lineage: Eukaryota; Dinophyceae; Suessiales; Symbiodiniaceae. The record is from the annotation of a GenBank genome assembly.
AUGGGCAUCUCGCUCUUCGAGCGGCUGACGAUGGCCGAGGAGCCCCAGUUCUUGGCCAUGCAGUACCGAAUGACUCCGGCCAUCAGUGCGUUCCCAUCCAGCAGGUUCUACCAAGGGCGGUUGCAAGAUGACGCCUCAGUGCUGGGAAGCCCUACAUUGUUGCAGCAUCCCAGCAAGGACCGGUCUAUGCCCUUGAUCUUCUGGCAGACCAGCCUCGAAGGUCCAGGCGAGCGUGUGAGCCACCUUCGGACGGUGGACAACAGCGCGGGCUCCAGGCUCAACGAGACGGAGGCACAGCAGGCCGUGGACCUGGCGAGUGCCUUGGCGUCCGCCUGCGGACCUGGCGUUGGCAUCCUUUGUUGGUACCGGGCGCAGGUCGCGCGUGUGGAGCAGCUGCUGCGGGAGAAGAGCCUCAGUCAGCUGCACGUGGGCAGCGUAGCGACGGCCCAGGGCAGCGAGUGGGACUACGUGAUUCUCAGCACCGUGAGGAGAGGUGGCGCUUCCAUGCAGGGACGUUUAGGGAUCCUCGCGGACGGUCACAUCCUCAACGUGGCGCUGACCCGCGCCCGGCGCGGGCUGGUGGUCUUGGGGGAUUCCGCCACGCUUUCCACUGAUCCCAACUGGAAGGCCUUCUUGGAUCAUUGCCGCCAGCAGGAUGUGCUGGUCGACAGUGUGCCACGGCUCACCAGCGACGAGGCGCUGUGGUCGGACGCUUGGCAGCGUGCGCUGGUGCCGGGCUUCAAGGUGGAGCUCUGUCAGCUGCAAAGCCAACCGGAGCUCAAUGGGAAGAUCGGCACGGUGUGCUGCAGCGGCGAGAAUGGCCGCUGGGAAGAGACGCGGCGCUUGGCCUUGAAGCCCAAGAACUUGCAGAUGGUCAAGGAGCCGCAACUGGCCCCUUCACCCGGCGCGACGAAGGGCAAGCCGGCCUUCGGUGGGCUUAAUGCGCUGGUGGCCGCCGAGCAGCCACGGAGCGGCGUGGAGUUCUCCACCACGUUGCGCUUCGCGGCGCAGCAGUUGCAGCCGCAGGUCACCCGCUGUGGCAAGGAGGUCACCGUCGUAGACAGGUCCUCGCCGUGCCACGGAAUGAAGGGCAUUGUGCGGUCCAGAGGCGGCGCUGGUGUCUCGGUGGAGUUCUCCAAAAGCUUCUGCAUGCAACAAGGACCCGUGCAGGUUCGACCCGGCCAGAAAGGCCUCGAGGUGUCGGCGCAGGGCUCGUUGGAACACCUGUUGAAGCCGGGACUCGCCACUUGGCAUGGCCUCAAGAGCAAACCGGAGCUCAACGCCGAGUGGGCGCGUGUCGUCUCCGAGGAGCCGAGCGAGGGACGCUGGGAGGUGGACUUGCUCAGUGCCCGAGUUGCCCGGCGCUUGGCGAUGAAGCCCGAGAACCUGGCGCCCGAGCUGUGA